Molecule: messenger RNA, 561 nt
Organism: Aspergillus puulaauensis
Lineage: Eukaryota; Fungi; Ascomycota; Eurotiomycetes; Eurotiales; Aspergillaceae
Exons: 2
Coding region: 1-561 (186 amino acids)
Biological process (GO): urea transmembrane transport
Cellular component (GO): plasma membrane
Molecular function (GO): urea transmembrane transporter activity
Source: RefSeq, a predicted model, not a curated record
AUGCCUUGUCUUUUUGGGACUGUGACAUCGUUUGUUGUGCCGCUGCCUGUUACUGAGGGUAUUUCGCUGCUACAGAACAGGGAGUUUGAUUGGACUGGGUUAGGGGAGAUUCAGAUAGUUAAGGUUGAGAGCGAGCCUAAUAGCACCGCGUCGGAAUCAGGGACAGAGACGGAGACGACAGAGCAGACUGGGAACAAUGUCGCGCUUUUCAGCACUCCCGAGAUAACGAAAUACCUCAGGCGUAUGAGCCGCUGGGCAGCUUUCUGGGCGGCAUUUACGAUAAUCGGGCAUGUCCUGCUUUGGCCCGUGCCAAUGUUCGGGGCUAGGAUGGUGUUUUCGAAGAGCUUCUUCGUUGCCUGGGUCGUGAUAUCACUCAUAUGGCUGUGGUGCACUCUUGUCGUGGCUAUAUUCUACCCGCUCGUUGAUGGUGGCUUACAACAGAUGUGGGCCGUGAUUACGAGAAAAGGAGCUAUAAGGAAACGGGAGGUCAAGAAUGGCGGAGGUGAGAAUCCCACGCCGGAUGAGUCUGCAGUGGAGGUUGGCGUUGUGACGAAGGCUUGA